Molecule: messenger RNA, 1695 nt
Organism: Thyridium curvatum
Lineage: Eukaryota; Fungi; Ascomycota; Sordariomycetes; Thyridiales; Thyridiaceae
Exons: 3
Coding region: 1-1695 (564 amino acids)
Molecular function (GO): oxidoreductase activity, acting on paired donors, with incorporation or reduction of molecular oxygen; heme binding; monooxygenase activity
Source: RefSeq, a predicted model, not a curated record
AUGUUCGAAAUUCUUGGCCUCUCGGGCGCCUCCAGCUUGGCCUUGGUCGGCCGGCUGGUACUGUACUCGCUGCUGCCGGCUCUGUGCUACGGCUUCUACAAUUUAUACAUCAACCGAAUGAUGUUUCGCCGAAUACAAAAGGAACACGGUACUGCAAUGCUCCCACAUUCGUUCCUGUUUGGCCACCUUUGGAUCAUCGCCAAAGUGGGCAUCAAGUACAAGAUGCCGCCGGACACGCACGGCCAAUGCGUGCCUCUGCUCCUCGCUCUGGAGUACCCCGAGAUCGCAGGCAAGGGCGCGGUGUAUAUGGACACCUGGCCCAUGUAUUCGCCCAUGCUCGCGGUGUACCACCCCGAUAUGAUGGCCCAGUUCACCCAGGACGCGAGCCAGGAGAAGCACUGGAGGAUGCUGGAGGAGUUCAAGCCCUUCACCGACAACAUGGAUCUCGUCACGUCUGGGGGUCAGGUAUGGAAGACUGACCGCAACAUGUUCAAUCCCGGAUUCUCGACUCGAAAUCUCAUGUCUCUGAUCCCGCACUUUGUGGAGGAGGUCGUCAUCUUCCGCGAUAAGCUUCUGGAGAAGGCCGAUACGAACGAGAAGAUCAGUCUUGAGGAGUACACGACCAAUGCGACCGUUGACAUCAUUUGCCGCGCAGUCUUCGGUCAACGAGUCCAGGCCCAAACCCGCGAGGUGCCAUUCAUCACUGCGAUGCUGAAGCAGGUGCCGCAUCUGACACCCCACCCCGGGACUAAGAUGUUCAACCCCUUCCGGCCGUAUCUGUCAGCGUACUGGAAGGCAAAGUUCCGCGAGGGUGUCAUGCCCAUCAUCCAGGACGCCAUCAAGAACUACGAGAAGCACGAGGGCCCCAAGACCAUCCUCAACCUGGCCGUCAGGUCGUACGUCAACGAGGUGCAGGACUACUCGGCGCGCGGCAACAUCCCCCCCGAGUUCGCCGAGAUGGUGGUCAACCACACCAAGAUGUUCCUCUUUGCGGGCCACGACACGACGGCCACGACGCUCUGCUACGCCUACAUGUUCCUGCACCGCAACCCGGACAAGCUGGCCAAGCUGCGCGCCGAGCUGGACGAGGUGCUGGGCCCGGACCCGGCCGCGGCGCCGGCGCGCAUCAGCGCCGACCCGUCGCUGCUGAACCAGCUACCCUACACGCUGGCCGUGGUCAAGGAGACGCUGCGCAUCAACCCGCCCGUGGGCACCGUGCGCACGGGCGCGCCGGGCUUCUCCCUGACGCACCCGGAGACGGGCGAGCGGUUCCCCUGCGGCGGGCUCGCCAUCUUCGGCUGCUCCAAGGCCGCGCACCUGCACCCGGACUACUGGCCGGAGCCGCAGCGGUUCCUGCCGGAGCGGUUCAUGACGACGGCGGCGGCGACGGCGCGCGGGGGCGGGGAGGAGGAGGAGGCGGACCCGCUGCUGCACCCGCGGCGCAACGCGUUCCGGCCCUGGGAGAUGGGCCCGCGCAACUGCAUCGGGCAGGAGCUGGCGAGCCUGGAGCUGCGGCUCGUGCUGGCGCUGACGGCGCGCGAGGUGGACGUCGAGCUGGCGUACGCCCCCGGCGCGCCGACGUUCAUGGGCGAGGUGGCGUACCAGGUCGAGACGCCGGAGCACGUCACGUCGCAUCCCAAGGACGGGCUGCCCGUGAGGAUCCGGUCGAGGAAGCACCACGCAACAUCGUCCUGA